UCAGUCAUUGUCAUUGUCAGACCAAAGUAAAGACCAGACCAGACUGUCAGAUUGAUAGAGCAGACAGCAGGAGCAGAGCAGACCCACCGCGUACCGCGACCGCGAGCGAGGAGCGACGGACGAGGAACCUCGACGAGAAGAUAGGAUAGGCCCUUCCUGGAUACGUACGUAAACAUGGCGGAAAAGGCUUCAAAGCCUCCUCCCGUUGCGGGGUUGAGACCUGUGCCCAUGAAGUUAUUUGCAACAUGGGAAGUAGAUAGGACACCUCCAAACUGCAUUCCAAGGCUGUGCUCCUUGACUCUGUCUCGCCUUGUUGUGUUGAAAACACUUGGCUCAGAUCUAGCUUCCAUCACCAUUGCUGUCAAAAUGCAGGGCUCAAAACGCACAUUACGGUCUAAUGAAAUGGUGCUGCCUCCAAAUGGACUUUUGGACACUGAACUUCAACUCAAUUUCUCACUUCAGUAUCCACACUUUUUGAAGCAAGAUGGUAAUAAACUACAUGUCAUGCUACAAAGGCGCAAAAGAUAUAAAAAUAGGACGAUUUUAGGAUAUAAAACCUUAGCAGAAGGCGUUAUCAACAUGUCUCAGGUGCUGCAAAGACAGAUGGAUCUGGAGCUGGACUUAGUCACUGACAUGAAGGAGCCAAAGAAUCAUAGCAAUGUUGUGGCAAGAGUGUCUGUGCAAGCCUUGAACAGUCAGCCUGUAGACCACGAGGAAACUACCAAACACUCAGGCCGAGUAGCAGAGUUCUCAGAUGAAGAUGAGGAGUUCAGCAGCAAUGAGGAGGGAUCAGACUCGGAACCCAUGUUGGAGGAACGGAGGUCUAGGAAGUCAAAGAUACCUGUCAAUGCAAGGCAAAGAAACUUGAAGCAGAGGUUCAUUUCCUUGUUAAAAAGGUUUAGAGUUAAUGAAGAUCUGCAGGGACUUGAGACUGAGCGAGGCACAAUCGGUAGAAAUAUAUCAGGUACAGACAUGGACCCGGCAGAUAUAGAGGACCUCUUUGAGGAGUUGGAAGACAUGAGUGACUCUGGUCCUGAGGUUGAUACCAUGAGUAUCUCAUCCACUCCUAAACCUUCACUGAGGCCGUUCUUCUCUAGCAGCCGUUCUCUGUUACAUGACACACUCAAUGUCCCAGGAAGACCUCACCCUCACCUCGGUCUGCUGUCACCACUGGCUGCUUCGGCACUCACUCCAGAGAAGCCAGUGGAGAGACUAAGUGACGAGAGCUCCAAGAAGGCAGAUUCAGACUCUCACCCGGAGAACUGGACCGAUAGUGACCCCCCUCCCCCCACUGCGCCACUCUCCAACUGCGCCUCUUCCCCACCCAAGAACUCAGCUGACACUGAUCGCAAGGAAAAUAUUGAAAGGGAGCGCAAAAACAGAUUGUUUGCACGAGAUCGAAACUCGUCAUCAUCUGUUGGGAAAUCAUCGAAGAAGUCGGAAAAGACAAGUGGAGCUGUUUUGAGUCCAAGUCAAAUCCAGCCUGACUCAAAUAUUGCUGAGCCUCGUAAAGUGGUGGUAGAACAGCUGUUGAGAGUGCUGCCGUCGGAGGACUGUGUACCAGAACAGCUAAUCCUAGUGAACACUGGAGACCCUCUGGGAGCUCUACUGGCUGCCAAACUGACGGAGCGUCAACACAAAGUCAUAUGUAUGGCCAGUAGCGCUGAUGUCAGAGCCACUGUCUUUGCACUAGUCAAUAAGAUACAAAAGUUGUGGAAAACUGAUUCAUCUGGGAAAACCACUUCUAGUUCGAUUCACAGGCCAAAGGAAGAAAAUUGUAAUCUCCGCUCGGGACCCUCUACUUUUAGCUUAAGCUCAAGCUGCAACUCCAGUCCCAAGCCACCUUCACAGAUCAAACUUCUGUUGGCUGGCUCGGACAGUUUCAUUAACUGUGUACUGAGACACUAUGUGGAACAAUUGUCAUCCAAACCCCCAGACUGGCAGACUUACAUCCGCUUCCUAGUGGUGCCAUUAGGUAACAACACCCUUGGUCGGUACCUCAGCAGCUUGGACGCUGUUUACAAUGCUGCGUUUGGCAAUGAGAGUUGGAAAGAUCUCCUGGAGAAGGGAGAAACUAAUGAACCUGUUAACAGAAUACAACGGUAUCUGCUCCAGUCCAACACCACAGUCAACCUCCCUAUUGCAGAAGCUAUGCUCACUUACAAAGAGAAAAGGAAAUCUUUAUCUUUGGAGGAACUCAGCCCUAGAAAAAAUAGAAUCUUCCAUAACCCAACUGAGGCUUUACACCGACUGUUGGCAACUAAUAGGCUUCGCUCUGACGAUGAAUCAUCCCAGAUCUUCAUUCCAUUUAUGAAUGAUGUAAGGUUGGGGUCUCCAGAUAAUUCAACCACUACAUCUGUAGACCUGGAGGAGAUGUUUCCCCCUCUCAUAUCUGGAUCACCUCCAUCCAGCAUGAAUAUUGGCUGUGAGAAGAGAGUGACUCCCCCCAGCUCCCCAAAUAUAGGCCAGAGCAGAGAGCUGUGUGAGCCAUUAGAGCUACAGUUGGACUACUGGCUCUUGCCUGGCAAGUCCUUGGAUGCCAGAGGUGAUGUAGUCUCAGUCAACUUAGACAAAAAGAAGACUGACUCAACCAAGUCCUCAUUGAAAUCCACUUUCCGCUCACUACAAGUCGCUCGACUGCCUUUGCUUGGUGAACAGCCAACUCCCCACUUCACUAUCAGCUACUCCACAAAGGAGAAGAAACAAAAGAUUAUGCGGUUAGGUAAGAAGAAAGAAAAGGAGAAAGAAAAUGAACCCAAGAACCAGGUCGUAGAGGGAGUCUCAAGAUUAAUUGUGUCACCCAAAGCUCAAAAUAUCCCCCUUAAGUUGUGUAUCGAUGGGACAGAGUGGUCUGGAGUCAAGUUCUUUCAACUCUCUGCUCAAUGGCAGACUCACAUUCGCCAUUUUCCUGUCUCUCUAUUCUCUGCCGCUGAUUCAUCACAGCUCUAAACCCCAUUUUCGAUUAUGGUUUGGCAACUUUUUAAUUUGUUGUAAAUAUUAAGUUAUGUAUCUUAUCAGAUUGUACCAUUGUUUUCAAUAUGGAUUGUUUUAUUGUUGAACAGCUGUUUGAAAUGAAGUGUUCCACCCUGUAACAUAUUUUUUGAUGAAUAUUUAUGAUCUCUGUUUUAUGAUAGUGCACAAGAAAAAAAUGCAAUAUGUGUAAAAGCUUUGUUAUGGCAUAAAGAGCCAAAAUAGUGGUUUUGUUUGAAACUUUUGCACUAUUUUAGUGUGUUUUGCUGUUUUGACUUACGGUAGCUGACUAACUGUAAGUCAACUAUCCAAAGUAAAAACAGUUUAUUUAAAGCUUAAAAUAAGAUAUCCAAACAAAAAAGUUAUGUUUAUAAACCAUCUGUUUUGAGCGACAAAACCGUGCAGGGUGUCUACCAGGCAGGAAUUCCAGGAAACUGGGGCAAAAGUUGGGGAUUUUGAAAGGUCGUGAAAGAAAAGUUGUGAUAAAGUAAUGAAUUUCCCUUGGUCAAGAAUAAUCCAACUCUCAAAAUUAGGGAUAGGGGAAUCCCGAAAUUUCGUGAAAUUUUUGGGAUUAAUAUAUUGUUUGGACAGAAUUACAUUAAAUUCGGGAUUUUCUCGAGACGGGUAUCGUUCGAUGAUUUGGCCGCCUCGUGAGUGGCGAUGAUGAAGUUCCCGCUAUUGUGAGAGAUCUUCACGAUGAUUCCGCAAACCCAGUGGACAAUGAUGAUGUCUCUAUGACCGCAGGGAUCUUCUUGUUUGCGCCUUCAUAGUCGCAAGACAAGUCGAAGAUGGUGCUGGAAACAUUGGAUGUGUUGACGAUCGCCCACGAGCUCAGGACAUGUUGGCGAUGGUGAUCGCAGGAAGUCUUGGCAGUGGCGCUGUUACUGCGGGAUGGCGCCAUGAUCGCAGGAGGUCUUCGCGCUAGCGCUGUUACUGCAGGAUGUUGACGAUGGCAUCUUGACUAUGAGAUACAUUAACGAUUGUGCCGAGAUCACAACAUAUCUUGAGGCUGGUAGCAUGACCACAAGACAUUUUGAUGGUGGCGCCGUUACUAAUAGAUGGAAAAAUGUGUAGUAACAUGGGAAAUGGACCAAGUUUUUGAUCGGGAUUAUAUUAGAAAUGGCAAUGAAAAAGAAAAAGUCAGUAAUUUCAUUUAAGAAAUCUGGUAGACACCAUGCAGUGGUUUAUUGCUGCAUAUUUUUUAACAUUUAAUGGAAUGUAAUAUUCGUUUUAUGAGACUUGUGGUUUCUAUAUAACAGUUCUAAAUAAGCCUAAUUAUGACUAAGUUGUAAAUAGCUAACAAUUAAAAUAUAAAGCUUUUACAUCACCAAUAUAGUAUUUACUUAUAAAAUAUUUUGAGACUAGUCAUGUAAGUUUAAUUGUUAGUUUUUUUAUAGUUUAUUUAUCAUAUUCUAUUACAUCAUUUCAAAAUACAAAAAUAUAUACAGUAAUACCAAAGAUAUAACAUUUUGCUAUAAAUAAGCAUUGCAGAAUAUUAUACAUACAUAUACUUACUCUUACUUACUCUUACUCCUGUGGCCAUUGGAAACCUAGGUGGUUUUUGGCCUCGCCAACCAUGUGCCUCCAAGCUCUUCUAUCCUCUACCAGCUCCAAGUCUGCUCCCAUUCCUCUCAAGUCCUUCGUCGCCUCAUCAACCCAUCGCAUUCUUGGUCUACCUAAUGGUCUCCAUCCUUCUGGUAUACCUCUGAGUACCAUCUUUACCAUCUCUCUCUCACUUCUACGGUUAAUAUGGCCCAUCCAUCUCAACCUCCUACUCUUAACUAUUCCCACAAUAUCUGGUUCACCAUAUAAUUAUUUUAACUCUCUAUUUUUCCUUAUCCUCCAUGCAUUUCCUUCUUUUACUGGUCCAAAAAUUCUUCUCAAAAUGUUGUUUUCUAAAGUAAUAAGGCGCUUCUGGGAUUUUUUUGGUAAAAGACCAAGUUUCUGACCCGUAUAGCAAUACAGGUUGCACUAUAGUUUUAUACAUUCUUAUUUUAGUGGUUUUUGAUAGCAGUUUGCUUUUGAAUAAUUUUAUUAAACUCCAGUAUGAUCUUUCUGCUGCUGUGAGUCUGCUCUGAAUUUCUAUUUCUUCUCUAUUAUUGUUUGUGAUCAUCACUCCCAAAUACUUAAAAAUACUAGUUUUCUGGAACCUAUAGUUUAAUACUUCUAAGUGGUCUUCCUCGUCAUCUUGCCUACUUAUUUUCAUGUAGUUGGUUUUGUUUUCAUUUAUUUGUAAACACCUUUUUUCUUGCUUCUUUAAUUAGUACUUCUGUUAGCACUUUGAGAUUAUUUUUGUUUUCAGCAUAUACAUAUACAUACAUAUAGUAGUAUAUAUAUGAAUUCAAAUUGUUGUCCCUCUAGAAUGGUUGUACAAAGCUCAUCACACUCAGGGAGCGUGCCGUGUCUCGCCUCGCAAUUGUAAAUACUCUGGUUAAAUACUUUAAAUUUAAGUAAAAGAAAGUGUUCCGUGCUGCUGUAGAAUCGUUCCCCUUUCAAAAGAUCAAAUACAAGCGGAAUAUUUUUACUGAGGGGAACACUGAAGCGAUCGCAGUGUGCGAUAUGAGUAAAUAUUUCUGUAACAAAAACAUAAUAUAUUUGUCUUCAGUAAUGCUCGUCUUAAAACACAAUGGUUUAAAAUGAUGUCAUGACAAAACUGGCUGUGACGUUCAGAAGGAGAAAAAAACUUGUCUCUGAUUUACCACCCCCAGUAGAACUUUCCAAACAGCACAGUCAGGAGCGCUCCCUGUGUGUGAUGAGCUCAAUAGUUCUGUUAUAAAACUGGCAUUGCGUUAUUGUCUGUGAUUCAAAUAUUUUAGAAGUAAAAUAUUUUAAAUUAAAAAAAAAUAUUUUUCUAAUUGUAAUGUUUCUGUCAAGAGUUCACUGAGGAAGUAAUUUACCAUUUUUCUAGAAAAUUCUAUUUUUGUUGUUAAUCCUUUAAUAACAUGCAAAAUUACUCUCACUUUAGUUUUGUACAGAUUGUCAUAAUAUUUUUUUCUUACAAAAGCUGUGAUUUUUACAUGUGUGCUUUUUACACCUAUCAUAUGUUAUCCAACUUUUAUUCUUAAAACACAAUAAUACUUUUCUGCAGUUACAAGUUUUUAGCGAAUUUCCCUACAGGGAAGUAGCAAUUACCGUAGGUGGCACGGUAAGACCUAGACUCUUGACCAAUAUACUUUUCAAUUUUAAUGUCCCAAGAGGCAAAAAAAAACCCUAUGAUUUGUUCAGAUUUGUAUAUAAUAUAUCUAUACAUAAUAUAUAUGUCUGUGAACCCGAUACCUCGAUAUAGUUUUGGUCCGAUUUUGAUGUAAUUUGGCUUCGAGGUGUAGGGUGUGAAUUAUUGGCUAAUGGGCCCUAGCAGUUUUCUCUUUUUUCUAGAUACCAGUACCAAUGUUGAAGGCUGUAAUUCAGAAAGCACACAUAACAAUAUGGGCCAAUAGACAGGUGCUAACCAGUGUAUUUUCUUUGACUAACAACUGCAAGUAAAUCAAAGAAGAAAGAAAUGCACUGCAAUAAUAAGCAUUGCCAGUUUUUUUUUCUUUUUUAAAAUUGAAUAAUCACAAUUAGGGGUCUGCAGUACAGAAAAUUUAAGGUCAGUACGGUUCGGUACAUCUCGGUUCUCGGUUGUAAAUCGGUACGGUAAAUGCGGUUACCGGUAUUUUUGUGGUUUUCUUCUCAGAAUUGUGUUUUAAUCCAUUAAUUUUUAUUUUCAAUACAUUGAAAUUACUAUGAAAAUGGAUAGUAUCCUACAUUCAUGGUUUUCUAACUACAAUUUAUGUACCACAAAUUAUGAAGAUCGUUAACAAUCCUUUGAUAAGACUUUUAUGUGCUCGGAACCAACUACCAUUGACUACAAUAGUAAAGUGUAAGUAAUUUAUAUUAUAAUAGGCUGUACUGAACCGAUAACGGUAACUAAGCCAGAACUGUACCUUACCGACUUUUUCCGUGCACCGCAGACCCCUAAUUACAAUAUAUUAUUUUCAUUUUAUUUAAUACGAGCUGGCCCGACAGACUUCGUCCUGUCCUAAUGUGGUUUUAUGUCAAUGCUCGUUCAUUUUCAAGAUGAGCUCGUUCGCAUGGCUCAAUCACGUCCUGGUUGAAGUUCGUUUGCUACGCUUACUCACCUUUAGGUAGGAGCUCGUUCGCUGCGCUCACUUGCCUUCAGGUUAGCUCGUUCCCCACGCUAACUCGCUUCCAGGUUGAAGUUUGUUCGCUACGCUCACUCAUCUUUUGGUUGCAAAUUAGCUGUUGUCAUAAAUUUAAAAUAUAAUAGUGUUGCACCCUGUUGGUAAACCUAUUAAAUUUUAAUGCUAUUGAACAUUACAGAAUCAAAUUGUUUAGUUGCACCAGCUCUUCUUUUAUUCCAUUUAAAUAUGAGUACUCAUAAGGUUAACAUGGGAAACUCCUGAGCCACUGUGGUGGAGCCCUUUUGACGGAUCUGCACCAAGCUUCACACAAACCAUCCUUGAAUAAUGCGUAAUAAUGCCUGAAAGUUUCAUUACAAUCUGUCGAGCGGUUUCGGAGUCCAUAAAGGACGAACAAACAAACAAACAUACAUUGGAUUUUAUAUAUACUCAGGGUGUCUAGUAGUCUGGAAAAUCGGGAAAGUCGGGAAUUAGUAUUGAAUUUCAAAAUGGUCUUGAAAAGUCGGGAUUUAGUCUUAAAUUUAAUUUAAAAGUCGGGAAUUUUCAUGAUUUUGCCGCGAUCGUCGUCUUGCGUUUACGUAACCACGAAAGCCAAUGAUGAUGUCUACACAGCCUCGGGAAAUGUUCAUGAUUUUGCCGCGAUUGCGGAUGACGACGAUGACGUUUCCGUGACCGUGGGAGAUGACGAUGACGUUUCCGUGACCGCGGGAGACGACGAUGAUGUCUACACGGCCGCAGGAAAUGUUCAUGAUUUUGCCGUAAUCGCGGACGACGACGAUAAUGUUUCCGUGACCGCAGGAGAUGACUGUGAUGUCCAAACAGCCGCGGGAAAUGUUCAUGAUUUUGCCGCGAUCCCGGAUGACGACGAUGACGUUUCUGUGACCGCGGGGAACGACGGUGAUGUCUAAACAGCCCCGGGAAAUGUUCAUGAUUUUGCCGCAAUCGUGGACGACAACGAUCACGUUUCUGUAACCGCUGCUGUCAAUGAUGAUGUCUAAACGUACGGUACGCGGAAGAUUUCAUGAUAAAAAAACAACCAAAUUUGCUGGUUAGAAUUUUUUAUUGCUGCAUUAUUUCUUUACUUGAAAACUCCACAUUAUCAUAAUACUACUUUAUGACAAAGACAGGGGUUGGUGUAGUAUUAUUUAGAAAAUUUUAUUAAGCUAUACAAAUUGGUAUCGGUAUCAAAAAUCGAGAAUCGAUACAUUUUGGUAUCAACGCCCAAUAAUUGUUGAAAAACUAGUCCUGUAAAAUCUGGAAUUAGUCUUAAAAAGUCUGGAAUUAUUAGUCUUGAAUUUUAUAAUGGAAAUAAACUAGACACCCUGUAUACUAGCUGUUACCCACGGGCUUCACCCCGUUUGACAUCAUAAGUAUUAAUAAAACUAUUAAUUGGUUUAGUUAACCCGAAAUAAACAAAAUACAGUUAAAGGAACAAAUAACCACACCUGAUUUUAAUAAGGUAAUAAAUUGAAAGAAUAACAAACAAAUAAGUACAGCUGAGGUAUUUUUAACAUUAUGUAUAUGAAAAGUUCCCUUUAGAAAGGAAUUACGGCCUUAAAGGGCAAUUUAUGAAAUAAUGGAUAUUUUGCACAAGGUUUCUCGUCAUGACAAAAAUUUUAAGUAUAUGGUUUAUGGGGGUGUGACUUGUAGUUUUCUCAAAAGUUCAUGGGUACUUUUGGCUUUAUAUAUAGAUAGAAGAUUCAUAUUUCCUCAACUUUUGCCUUCCCACCUAUACAUUUAACCCAGUGCUCACUAAUAUUUUAAUUGGUAAACUAAGUUUAAAGUUAUAGUAUCUUAACUACUAAACACUAAGUAAGUUUAAACAAUUCCCCUUUUUUAUGACAUUUAGUUCUGUGCAAAUGAACAGCCCUAAUAUUAUUUGCAUUGUAGGUGCAAUGGUUUAAAAAACAACUAGUGUACAUGUUGCUCGAAAUCGAGCAAUUGCAAAGAAGUAAAGUAAACUUAUUAAAAAAACUAAUAAAAGGCAUAAUUUCCCAUGAGUUUAAAAGACUCAACUUAUAGAUUACGUACCUAACAGUUCCAUAUAAUCAACAUUUAUUGUAAAUAUUUUAUAAUUUUUCAAAAGCUGAUCUGGUUUUUUAGUGUAUUCUACAAAUGUUCCCCACUUAUAGCCACAUUAGGUUGUCCAUGUUGAUCUUCGUCAGUGAUAAUGUAGUCUGCAUGGCACUACAUCGCCAGUACGUUUACAAAUUUCAGUCAUUUUUUUAUAGUGAUAACAUUUUGUUGACAUUACUUAAGAACUGCCUGAUUUUCUGCAUAACCUCUCUAUCACAAUAAUUGUAUUUGCUUCAGUUAGCAUUAAUUUGGUUAGUUACUGUUAUAACGUAAGUUAUAUUUCUGAGAAAAAUCCAGAAUUGAAAGGUCUAAUAUUGUUCAGUUGGUUUUUUGUUUCCCUUAAAUGUGGAUAAUGCAAAUCCUUCAAUGAAAGUUUUAUUAAGGUUUCUUGGAUGUAGUCAUAUUAUUUUAAAAUCACUUGACUUUUAUGAAAAAAUAUAUUUUAUUUAAUGUCCUUGCGGUACCAGUUAAAUUCAGCCUUAGAGUGUUUUAUUUUGCCAAUCAUCAUAAAGUUAUGUCCGUGUUUACUACAAAAUAGUAACACUUCGGCUAACAUCCUUGUUCAUUGUUUGUGAACAUCUUCAUAUUGUAGGUGUUCUUCAUUAUAUAGGAGGUAAAAUAUAUCAAAUUUCCCAGGCUUCCUCGAUAUUUUACAUAGUAAAUUCAAGUGGUAAGUAUUUAAUUUCAACAAAAUCAGUAAAUGUACCCAAAGCGUUUCGUUGAAUUGAAAAUAAAUAACAGCAAUUAAAUUAUACAGCUGAUCAAAAUGUAAAGAAUUAUGUUCUCCAUAAGGAUAACAUUGGAACUUUCAAAGCCACUGGGGCAGAGCCCAAGGGACUUUUUAUAAAAUGUAAGGCCAGGUUGCAAAUCUACGCGACACGCUCUUUCUAAUGAGACGUCAAUGGAUAAAAUCGGUUAAGAAAUGGCGGAGGAGUUCAACCGACAAAGUUUCAUGUAGCGUAUUAAUUAUAUAGAUUUUUGACCUCCAUUUAAAGUAAUGUAUAUGCUGUGAAUAUGUGAUAUAACUUGUUCACACACAUUACAUAGACAUUUUUUUUUAAGAGAAAUUGUUAAAGGCAAGAAUGGAAAUCUAUAACUGUGUUUUAAAAAAGUCCAGUUUUUUUACAUGUAAUUUAUUGGACUUGUUGUCAUACUGCUGCAAAACCCAUUGUUUUAAUAUCUACAUUUUGGUGCCAAAGUAGUUCAGUAAACAGCUGGUCUUGUGGACAUCGUCCAUUCCAUUGUUUCAUGGAGCUGCAAUGAUGAGUAGGCUCAUAUCAUACAAGCGCUAUUGCCGUCAAGAUAACGCCGGAAAAAUUCCAUGUCAUACGUGACGGAAAAUGCGUCGCGUUAAUGCCGUCCCGCCAACGCUGUGUGUUUGUCAUACAUAGUCUUCCGGGCGCAUUUGCAGUCGCAGCACUUAUUUCCAAUAUGGUGCAUAUUGCUAUCAGGUACAUUAAAAUAGUUACCUACUUGGUCUUUUUCAGCAGCUGUCAACUCAUUCCAGUUCUAGGGCAUGGCCUUCCCAACCUCGUUCCAGGAUUGUGAUUGUGCGAAACAGUUGCCUGUUGCUAUUACCACUCGACUUAACGUACAGACAAUUUUUUAAACUGUAUAAAUAAAUUUUUCUUUGUCUAACAUGAUGAUGACUCCAAAAAGGUAUUCCAGAGUUUCUGCCAGCAGUCGGGUGGCAAAUGCGCUCCGCUGACGCUAGCGCUCCUAUGACAGGUUCGCCCUGUCACUAGUGCCAUGUAGCCAACACGACCGUCCGCGUUGGCAGCGCUCACCGUCCGGCUAACGUGGACUUGCUGAAGGCAUUAGUGUCCGUAUGACUAGCCCCAUAAGAACCCCCAUUGCCGGGUUCGAGCGGCAUCAACGUGGCGGCAGCAAUAGCGCGCGUAUGAUAUUAGCCUUAGAUAAAUUAAAAAAGUCAAUUGAACAACCAAUCGAGAUAAACAAUAAACUACCACUCCUUGUUGUUUUUAUUGUUUUGUUAAGAGUCUGACAAACACAAACAUUCUCAGAUAAUUUAAUUGAAAAGCCCAAAAAGCUUUUUUUAUCUGAAGUUUCCUCUUGAUUACCUAUAAAAGUAGUAUCUAAAAUCUUUAUAUGAAGUAUUAAACUUAUAAAUUUGAAUUUAAACACAAUAUAACAACAAAAUAUGUUUAUAAUAGUUUCCCUUAGUAUGAUAAAUUACAAAUUUAAGUUAUAAAAUUAUAAUAAAAAAGAAAUUUAAGCGUAUAAUUUCAAAGUCCUUUUGAAGAAAUGUAUAUAAUUUUGCCUUGCUUGAAUGUAUUGUUUUAUAUAGCCUACAGACAUUUAUCCUUAUCACCCAUAAAAAAUAUUUUCAUAAUUAUUUCCUCUGAGCUGGUCUAUUCAAGCAGCUGGUCAAAAAAUAUUUACAGAGUUAUUUGACACAAUUAUCUGUGAUAUAAAAUGUAUUUCUUUCAUCCACUUGUGUAAUAUAGUUGAGUGAAAAUUUAAAAACGUACGUUUUCAGGAAAAGCACUUUGCAAAUUUUUUUCUCCUUUUUUCAAAAUUUGUAUUAUUUUUUUUAUUUCAUUAACAUUUGAAGUUUCAUAAAAUGACCAUGGUAACGCAAUAUCUUUGGUAGUUUCUUUUUAAAAGAGCAUCUUUAGUGAAAAAACACAAAAUCCUGUCACGACCAUAACGGACGUUUAAAUGAAUAUUAAAAAUAGUUAAUAUUAUUUUUAUAACUAUGUUUUGCUAAAAACUAAUUUACUUUUAUGACCAUUAUAUAAUAAAAAGGUCACUGAGCUUUUUGUAUAUUUGGUCUUUCUAAAAAAAAAUAAAAAACUCAAAAAAUUGAAAAAAAGUCAAUCAAAUCUUUUUAAGUUUGUAUAACUCCGAAAAAACUUACCUGAGGCCCAAAAAAUCGUUAUGUUUGUAUAGAGGUGUGCUUCUUUUGUGUAUAAAACAUUGAAAUAUGACGAUAUUUUAAUUUUUGAAAUUUUUAUGAUAGAAAUCAUAAACGUGAUGGUCAGGGACAAGCGGUAUGGUCGUGAAUUGUCUGGAAUAUUCUAAAUCUUUCUAAACAAUCCUUCAAUUAUCCUGUUAGUUAUAAUAAAAAUGUGUUUCAAUUGAACUAAACUGUUCUAUUUACAAUUAUAUUAAAGUUAUUGUCACGACCAAACACAGUAUAAUCUAUAAGGCUGGAUUGGUCGUGAAAAAACCCGCGAUGGUCGUGAAAUUACGUGUUAUUUGGCUCUGUUCUGGCAGUAGCCCUGCACCUCAUGUUCGAGGAUACAAAGUGGACUUCUAGGUUAAUCUAGCAAAUGAAAUAUCUUAUAAACAAAAAUUAACACCAUGUCUACUUCAUCGAAUGACUACGUACGGUCAUGGACACACCAAAAUUACAAAAAACACAAUCUUUCCUUUAUUAAUCUUGUAAUUCCUCCUUUCAACUCGAAACGACCGGCACUACAAUCCUGACGUACACCCCGAACUAGUCUCUAAAACCAACUGACUCCAUCGACACCAGGCUUGCCACUGUCGUGCUCCAAAGUUGAAAAUUUUUCCCAAAUGGUCGUGACGCCAAAUCGAGGGACAGACUUAUUUUGUCAUGGUAGUCAGUUUGUAAUGACAAUAAAAUUAUAAUAUGCUCCUUUUUUGUAAGUUUAAUAACCAUAGAUGACAUAAAAAUAUGGCAUUAUAUAUUUUGGCAUGAAUAAUUAGUCUAAAAACAGCGUGAAAGUUGGAAAAUGUACCCUAGGGACAUUUCAUGGUCGUGAAUUUCGAGACUUUAAAAAUACGAAAAAAAUACCUAGAACCUAUCUAAAACCAAAUAAAUGUGUGUAACAUGUUGCCCCCGUCCCAAAAAAUAUUAAAACACAUAAUAAUAAACUACAAAUCCAGUAUCUACAAAGUAAAAGGCCAGGGACAUGAAAACGUGCGUUUUUAAAUUUUCACUCAGUUACGCUUGGUCUGUGUUCAUACUGCUGAUAUUUAGUGUAGUAGCCUAUAUUAAGUAUAAAAAUUGGAGUGUACAGUUACAAUCAUCCAUUUUUAUAAUUUAUUAAUGUCCAUCCUACAUUUUAGUGCCAUUUUUGUGCAUUUAACCAGUUUUACAUAAUAUCAAUGUAUAUGUAGAGUUGUGUCUAAACUAUAGAUAAAAACUAUUUAAGAGUGAGUAUUGAUAUUAAUUUUAAAGACUGCUUUGUAUUUAAUA
Messenger RNA from Macrosteles quadrilineatus (aster leafhopper), 13377 nucleotides. RefSeq names its product phosphofurin acidic cluster sorting protein 2 (gene KrT95D). The record is from RefSeq and is a predicted model, not a curated record. Lineage: Eukaryota; Metazoa; Arthropoda; Insecta; Hemiptera; Cicadellidae. Gene Ontology annotation, biological process: protein localization to plasma membrane. The transcript is spliced from 21 exons. Bases 175 to 2949 code for a protein of 924 amino acids.